This is a messenger RNA of Habropoda laboriosa, 1752 nucleotides long. RefSeq names its product espin (gene f). Gene Ontology annotation, biological process: actin filament bundle assembly. The transcript has 10 exons. Gene Ontology annotation, molecular function: actin filament binding. NCBI's taxonomy places the organism in Eukaryota, Metazoa, Arthropoda, Insecta, Hymenoptera, Apidae. The coding region runs from base 1 to 1692 and encodes 563 amino acids. Gene Ontology annotation, cellular component: cytoplasm. The record is from RefSeq and is a predicted model, not a curated record.
AUGGUUCGCGAGCCAUCGGAGCACGCGUACGAGCAGAUCUGUCUGCGGCAGGAUACGGACACCGGUGGCGGUAGCAAUCCCGGCGUUACACAGAAGAAGCUGCCCGACAACGCGUCCGAUCGCAGCCGUUCCCGAAAAACCGAUCGCAGAUACAGCAGAUCGAGCAGCGCGAGCGAGUCGUCGAACGUGAGCAGCGAGAUCCCGUGCUUCUCGUCGAGCGGCUCGACGCCGCCGUCGCUCUCGCGGAAUAGCAGCAACGAACGGAUCGGCAAGAACGGCAAGAUCACCGCUGAAUCGUCGCACGAGAAAAAGGACUCGACGAGCUGUGCUUUGCAAGUAGAAAGCGAAAAGGAGAUCGUCAAACCGGCCCACGGCAGCGGGGCUAGCUUCGCCAAGCCGCCGCCGCCACCGCCGCCGCCCCCACCACCGGACAAGGAAGACGUCGUGGUGCUCGUGGUGAACGCCAAGCAAAACUGUGAACCCGCUGCCGCCUGGGACGAGAAGAAGGACGCCGCUGCCGAAGCGAACCGGGAUGGAAGAACCGAGAACGGACUUCUGCUGUCUUCGGCAACCAACAAGUCCGACGUAUCCUGCGGCGAGCAUCAACAGCCGGAAGUACCUCCUGCCAGUCCACCGGCGGACACCGAGGAAAUUAAGACGAAUCAAACGUCCCAUCUGGUGAACAAGCAUAUGGUGCUGCCGUUCAUACCGCCCAAGUUCGCCAACGCGGACUCCAACACACUGCUCAAGCCGUCCGAGUAUCUCAAGAGUAUCUGCAAGGCUUCCUCCAAGCACAGCCUGUCGAAAGCAAGAUCGGUGGACAACUUGGACAUACAGAGCAGAAGCGCCGAUCGGAGAAGAGAAGGUUCGACCAGCAGACCGGAAGGGGAGGAGGAACCGGAGGAGGAGGAAGAGGAGGACGUCGAUGCCGAACUGGCGAAAAGUCCGCAGCCACUAGCCACCAUAAGCAUCCAAGAUCUGACCAGCAUCCAACUCCGACGAACCACCACCACCAAGAUGAACGCAACGAAAACGUUCUCCGCGCCCCCACCGCGCAGUGUGUCCAUGACCAACGUUUCAGAAUCGUUCUUCGUCCAGAAGACCGACUUGAUCGCGGAACUCAAGAGGACCAAGGACAUUCCUGGGAUUAAGAAGCUCAAGGUAGAGAUGGCACAAGUCGAGAAGACGCAAGAGCAGAAUCUCAUGUCGGAAAUCAACAAGGCGUUCAACGUUUCGAACUUUGUGGACCAGAUUCCCGACAAGGACAGUUCCGGGAAUGUGAUACCAAUAUGGAAGCGACAAAUGCUUGCUCGAAAGGCCGCUGAAAGGGCGAAGAAAGAGCUGGAAGAGCAGAUUGCCAGAGAGAACGAGGAGAGACGACAAAAAGCGAUCCCUGCUUGGAAACGGCAACUCCUCGCGAAAAAAGACAACGAGGAAAAAAGACUGAACCAAGUGUACGCAGCGCCAACGGUGAAGUUGGAGGCCACCGCGACGCCGAAAAGGGACGCAUCGCCCAACAACCCCUCGCGGCACACCGACAAGUCGGAAAUCGAGGAGAAGAAGAACGACGGGAACACCGCGAAUCAAGGGACGAAUGGGACGCAUGCGAGUCAGACGGACGACGACGCACAGAUUAUUCCGUGGCGAGCGCAACUCAGAAAAACCAACAGCAAGCUCAACAUUCUCGAUUAAUCGGACGCGUCCGAUGGUCGGAUGCGACGGACAGUCGCAUCGCGCGUCCAUCGAACACGC